Messenger RNA from Colletotrichum destructivum, 1032 nucleotides. RefSeq lists its product as uncharacterized. The record is from RefSeq and is a predicted model, not a curated record. NCBI's taxonomy places the organism in Eukaryota, Fungi, Ascomycota, Sordariomycetes, Glomerellales, Glomerellaceae. The coding region runs from base 1 to 1032 and encodes 343 amino acids. The transcript is spliced from 2 exons.
AUGGCAGCGCCGACAGCACGUUUGGCAACCACGGCCUCAGUCCUCGAGUCGACCCAUCCCCUUCCAGUCUACGACGGUGACCGCGGCAACUACAGGCAUACCAAGCCCACCUCCAUCAGCGAAACGGCCGAGGGCAUGAGGAUUCCCACAAAAGUGGUGUGGAUCGAUCCCACCACGCUUGUGAACGAGGGCAAGAAGUAUGCCGCAAGGAGGAGGGUAACCAAAACGGUCGAUGAGGAGAAGAUUGUUGAGGGGAGCAGCACCCUGGAGCGUCGAACAGAGCAGUGCUCUGUUACCUGCCUUGACGCUCAUGUCGUUCGGCCCGUGAUGGAAAUCUUUUCCGCUGGGUUCGGGGUCAGGGACAAUAAAUGGAAGGUUCAGCACACGUGGGAGUACCAACUGAACCUGCCUGAUAUUCCCAAGGCUCAGGAGCCCAAAACCAGCGGCAAGUCCGCCAAUCGCCAAGCUUCCUCGAAGAAAAGGAGGUUGUCCCAGGCAAGGGAAUCUUCUGCCAAUGCCUCUUACACCGAACACGAGCCCAAAUACGUCACAGUCCGGCCAGACUUGAUUGUGGUUCGAACUGCAAAGAGUGAAAGGCUCAACCUCGGAAAGGGCAGGCUAGGAGCGGCAAGUCGGUGUAUUUCCGUUUUGGAAAUGAAGCGAGAAGGGGUCAUCCCCUCUCGGGUUGAGAAUAUGAUGAAGGUGGCCAUGGAGCGGCGGGACACUCUGCACAGCAACCCGCGGCAGGCAUUCGAUUUGGGCUCUACCAAUCUGCUCAAGGAGUUGAUUCAGUACAAUCUGGCAUGCCGUGUUCCCUCCGGAGCCGCGUCAGACUACGACUCGAUGGUGUUUGUGAACUUCCCGGAUAUGAAGACAGAAGCCAAGGUCGGAAUCAAGGAGCUGUGGGACACUGGUGUGGGUGAGACUAUGGAGAUCUCUAUCCUCGGGCCUGAGAGAAGCGCAGACAUCCGCGCAGCGUGGCUUGGCUUUCUGGCUUUGGGCAGCAAAGCUCUCUCUGAGUCGAUGGCUUGA